Bipolaris oryzae ATCC 44560 is the source of this 2172-nucleotide messenger RNA. RefSeq lists its product as uncharacterized. Lineage: Eukaryota; Fungi; Ascomycota; Dothideomycetes; Pleosporales; Pleosporaceae. The coding region runs from base 1 to 2172 and encodes 723 amino acids. The record is from RefSeq and is a predicted model, not a curated record. Gene Ontology annotation, cellular component: nucleus; sno(s)RNA-containing ribonucleoprotein complex; small-subunit processome. The transcript has a single exon. Gene Ontology annotation, biological process: rRNA processing.
AUGGCACAGCCUUCCUUUUCGCCCGAUACCUCUGUUUCUUCGCACACGCUCUCCCUGGGCUCGGCCCCUCCGCCCCCAAUGGAGCUCCAGCCCGCCGCUGCGACAUCUCCCACAAGUCUGCUCACAAACCCCCUCGCUUUUUUGCAGCCUACUUCUCAACUUAAUGCAUCUUUCCUGGCCGCUGCGAAACAGUACCUCGAUCCCGUCGCUGCUGGCGUGAGCGAAUCGCAGUCGAGACGACAACAAGAGUUGCGCAAGAAGCGGAAGCGGGGUGGAGGCUAUGACGACGACAUUAAUGUCUUGCACUUGAAGAAGGUUCAUGUGGACGGCUUCGGUGUGGACCAAGUGUUCGAGCAGACACGCAAGAUUGUUGAGGCGACAGCAGAGGAAAUUGAACUUUCGUUGCCAGAACAGGAAGAUGGCGUUGUGCCAGAGUUUGAUGAAGAAGACGAUGAAGAUCUUGAAGAGCCAGAGGAAUAUCACACCGAGUCGGACAUAGGAGAAGAGGGUGUGGAUUGGGAAUACGACGGUAUUGACGAUGACGAGGAUGCGAAACCAGAAGAUGACGAGUCGGAAGACGAAGAUGAAGAAAUGGAAGACGGCGAAGAGGGCGUGCUCUCCGACGAGGGAUCCGAUGAUGAGCCUGCAGAAACCUAUGUGCCCGAUCCAAAUGGUCUCAAUGAUGGCUUCUUCUCCAUAGAUGAUUUCAACAAGCAGACCGACUUCCUAGAACAGCAAGAUCAGAGAGGAGAGGGUGUGGAUAGCGACGACGAAGAGAUAAACUGGGAGGCAGACCCAAUGGAAGACGGUGGCGCCAAGACCAAGUCGCAGCCUUCGUCAGGAGACGCGUCCGAUGAUGAAUCCGAUGAGGGUGGACCAACCUUUGGCAACGCAGAUCUCAAUGCACCCGAAGGUGACAGCGGCGACGAAGAUGAUUUUGAGGAGGGCGAUCUGGACGGCCUUGACGCUGGCAUGAACGCUAACAAUGUCAUGUACAAGGACUUCUUUGCGCCACCGGCGCAGAAAGCUGGAAAGAACAAGAACAAGAACAGCAAGAAACGAGGGCGGCCGAACCCCCAUAACUUCCCGGAGAAGCAGGAUGAGCCGGAAGAAGAGAUUGAAGAAGACGUGGAGCGCACUAUGGCCAAGGUGCACAGAGAUCUAUUUGAGGACGAUGACGAUGUAGAAAGCGAUGGAGAUCUUUCGGAUGUUGAUCCUUCAGAUCCAAAGUCAAGACGGUCUACACACGAACGCAGACAGGCCAAGAUAGCAGAAGAGAUUAGGAAAUUAGAAGCAGCCAAUGUUGCAAAACGACAAUGGCAGCUAUCCGGAGAGGCACGCGCAGCUGACCGUCCGCUAAACUCACUGCUGGAAGAGAAUCUCGAGUUCGAAAGAGCCGGCAAACCCGUCCCAAUAGUCACCCAAGAAACAUCAGAAGACAUUGAGGCACUCAUCAAACGACGCAUCUUAGCCGGAGAAUUUGACGAGGUGCACCGCCGAAGACCAGACGACCUCGCAACAGGCCCCCGCCGUGGUCGCGUCGAGAUAGAUGACACCAAAUCUGGCAAGGGUCUGGCCGAAAUCUACGAAGAAGAGCACCUACGCCAGACAGACCCCAACUUCGUCGAGGCCAAGGACGAGAAGCUCAAAAAGGAACACGAUGAGAUCUCCGCCCUCUGGAAAAGCGUAUCCGCCAAACUCGAUUCUCUCAGCUCUUCACACUUCAAGCCCAAACCAGCAGCACCAAACCUCGAAAUCCGCACGGACGCUCCCGCUAUUGAAAUGGAAGAUGCCCGCCCCACUGCUGGCGGCGACGUCGCAGGCGCAAGCAUGCUCGCGCCCCAAGAAAUCUACAAACCCGGCGACGAGCAAAACAAGGCGGAAAUCGUCACAAAGAGUGGCAUGCCUGUUGCCCGCGAAGAAAUGUCUCGCGAAGAGAAGUCAUCAAGGCGACGCCGCGCAAAGGAGAGGGCUAAGAAGGCUGGUCUUAAUAAGCCCAAGGAGCAGAAGGUUGAAGGUAAGGAGAAGAAGAGGGGUGAGAAGAAGCAGUUGUUGGGUGACUUGAAGAAGGGCGGCGUACAGAUUAUCGGACGCAAGGGUGUUAUUACGGAUGUCGAGGGCAAGGAGGUCAAGGAUGGAGCGAAGAAGGGUGCGGGAAGCUACAAGCUAUAG